Molecule: messenger RNA, 3765 nt
Organism: Verruconis gallopava
Lineage: Eukaryota; Fungi; Ascomycota; Dothideomycetes; Venturiales; Sympoventuriaceae
Exons: 8
Coding region: 286-3096 (936 amino acids)
Biological process (GO): positive regulation of kinase activity; phosphatidylinositol biosynthetic process
Cellular component (GO): endosome membrane; PAS complex; fungal-type vacuole membrane
Source: RefSeq, a predicted model, not a curated record
CUUGCUUCACCACACAUACACACGUGCUGCUUGCUUCACGAGUUUACCACCGCAACCCGCCUCUAAUCCCUGGUCGCAGUCGCUGUCGAAGCUUACAGACCUUGCAGUCGCGUGCCUACGCCUCCGUCGCCGUCCUCCAAUCCUCCCUAUAGUCUACACAUUCUCGUCCGUGGCCCGUGUUCAGCCUCGAGCCAUGUCGGCCUAGUCGUGCAGCUGCUCACUCUCCGCCUUAGAAUGCCGAUGCAGACUGCUUUCCUCCAAGGCGUCUAGAAGCUCUGCAAAGGCAUGGAUCCCAAUAUCCAGCGGGCGUUGACUGACAAGCUCUACGACAAAAGAAAGAGCGGUGCGCUUGAGCUAGAGGGCCUGAUCCGGGCCUCGCUGGCCGCUGGCGAUCACGACCGUAUCGCUAAGAUAGUCAACCAGCUCUGUCAUGACUAUGCCUACCAGGUGCACCAGCCGCACGCCAGGAACGGGGGGCUGAUAGGACUUGCUGCUGCCUCUAUCGCUCUUGGAUCUGAAGUUGCCCGCUAUCUCGACGAAAUCGUCCCUCCCGUGCUUGCCUGUUUCUCUGACCAGGAUGCUCGCGUUCGAUACUACGCGUGCGAGAGCAUGUACAACAUUGCAAAAGUGGCCAAGGGCGAGAUUUUGAUAUAUUUCAAUGAGGUCUUCGACGCUUUAAGUAAGCUUGCAGCCGACUCGGAACUGUCCGUCAAGAACGGAGCAGAGCUUCUAGAUCGUUUGAUCAAAGACAUUGUGUCCGAAUCCGCGGCGACUUACGUGUCUGUCCUGCACACGCACGAUGGGAAGGAGACAGAAGCCACCAAAGAAGGUGCCGCAUAUGCCGAACCCCCGACCGCCUUCUCUCUAGGUCGCUUUAUUCCCCUGCUUAAAGAGCGCAUCACUGUCAUGAAUCCCUAUACGCGCAUGUUUCUCGUAUCUUGGAUCACUCUGCUAGAUUCGAUACCCGACCUAGAGCUCGUCACCUACCUGCCCGAUUUCCUUGGUGGUUUAUUUCGAUUUUUAAGCGAUAGCAAUCAAGACGUGCAUACUGCAACGCAAGUAGCUCUCGACCGGUUCCUCUCUGAGAUCAAGAAGAUCGCAAGACUGAAACGGGGUCUCGCUGAGAGCAGAAGAAGCCAGGUGGGCGAGGGCGUCAAGCGUACAGAGUCCACUAGCCGGAGCGAUAUUAGUCGAAGAAGCUCCAGGAGCGUCGAGAGUGGUGGUUUGAGCGGUGAAGCGAAGAAACGAGAUAGCCUCGACGUGGAUGGAAGUGGGGAUGAGGACGCUGUUUCCAGCACUGCCGGAGACGACACGACCUCAGCCGAUAUCGAGGAAGACUGGAUCCCUGGCCAGGACGUCUUCGUCGAUCACUCGAGGAUAUUAGAUAUUCUCGUCAUGUUCCUCGGUGGUUCAUCUGAACAAGAGAUAAAAAUCACAGCGCUUAAAUGGAUCGACCACUUCUUCGAGAUCGCUCCGGAGGAGAUCCUUUCUUUCAUCCCUAGAUUGCUCUCACAAAUGUUACCGGCCCUUUCCAAUGACGAAGAGCAGGUGCGAGCUGCGGCGAUCAGAGUAAACAAUUCUCUUAUGGAAUACAUACUCUCGCUACCAGAUGAAGAUUCUAAGCCAGAGAGCACAUCAACAGUACAGCAACAACCACCCCGAGAUGCCGUAUCUAGUGAAAGGCGGGAAUCUGCUACCCCUUCACAUAUCCCACGACCAUCUAUUGAUGGUUCGGCACUUUCAAGGUCACCAACAGGCGGUGGCAUCCCUGCCACUCAGGAGCCACGCGCGGUCACUCCCCGAGAGGCCUGGACAUUGGACUAUGAACUGACCAUCAACGCCCUGACCCUGCAGUUUCUAAACGAGAACGAAGCUACUCGUGUUGCCGCUCUCAACUGGUUAAUCAUGCUGCACCGCAAAUCCCCACCAGCACGCAAGCUCGACAUUAACGAAGGAACCUUCCCUGCUCUGCUAAAAACCCUCUCGGACGCCUCGGAUGCCGUCGUCAGGCAGGACCUAAUCCUCUUGUGUCAGAUGUUUCGCAACACCGACGAGGCUAAGUUCAGUUCCUUCAUGGUCCACCUUAUUAAGCUCUUCGCCACGGAUCGCCGCCUCCUCGAGACAAGAGGUAACCUGAUCAUCCGCCAGCUGUGCCUGAGCCUCAGUGCCGAGCGCAUCUACCGCACGCUGGCCGAUUGCCUGGAGCGUGAUGAGGAUGUCGAGUUCGCCAGCAUUAUGGUGCAGAACCUGAAUAACAAUCUAAUUACCGCCCCGGAACUGGCUGAUCUGAGGAAACGUUUACGGAACCUCGACAACAAGGACGGGCAAAUGUUCUUCGUGACACUGUUUAGGUCGUGGUGUCACAAUGCCGUAGCCACGUUUUCACUCUGUCUCUUAGCACAAGCAUAUGAGCAGGCAUACAACCUGCUCCAGAUCUUUGCCGAUCUUGAGAUGACGGUAAACAUGUUGAUUCAGAUCGACAAGCUUGUACAAUUGCUUGAAUCCCCCGUUUUCACAUACCUCCGAUUACAGUUGCUCGAGCCCGAGCGUUACCCUUAUCUUUACAAAUGCCUUUACGGUUUGCUCAUGCUGCUCCCUCAAUCUUCUGCCUUUGCAGCUCUCAAGAAUCGCCUGAAUUCUGUCUCAGCUAUCGGUUACCUCCAAAUAGCCAAUUUCUCCGGCGCCACGGGAGCCGGGCCAUCACGAGCGCCAACCGGAUCUGCAUCAACAAGCAGCGUAGUUAGCAAUUUCGAACGGUCGACUCGUCUCAAAGCGCGUGAAGACAGCAGUGUACGCUGGGGUGAGCUGCUUGACAAAUUCAAGGCAGCGCAGGAACGUGCUCGCAAGCAGAACAAAGUGGCUCUCGUAGGUGAAGAUAUAGGGAGCCCGCCCCCCGUGCCUGAUAAAGACCAAGGUAUUUCGGUGACGGACCAGGCCCGCGUCGUGCCCUCUAGGGUCGUGCCCAGGUCCGGAACACCAACGAAUGCGACACCUGCUGCACAGGUAUCAGUUGCAUCAAAGGGGCCGACAAAGAGCAAAGUGGGGCUUGGACUGGGGAGGUUUGGGGGCGGUAAUAAGAAGGAUAGGAAGAAAUAGCCGUCAUGAAGACCUCAACUCGUUGUUUGUCAAGCCACAAGUAGGGCCUCUCUUGGUGAAUCCGAAGCGAAAGAAAGUCCUCGGGAUGAUCAUUGUCCUAAUUCACGCUAGUGAGGAUUCAGUGACGUCCCAAAACGCACUGGAAGGCCACCGUCAUCACAGAGGAAAGACUGUUACGUGAUUUCCCUCUGCUGCACGCAGUUGAAAGUCUUGAAUUGUCUGGGAAGACAUACCGUUAAGAGCACAGCGGAUCGUUUGGUAGAACUGAGAACGAGUUCGCUGUCAGACAUUGCCAAAGUUGUUUCCGUCAUGGCAUGAUUAGACCAAAAUAUGCUACAUGGUUUAUCAUGCUCUUGGAAGUUAAACCAAAUUUUAGUAGUAGCCGCAUCGACUGGAACGAACAUUGAAUCACACUGAGGGUUGCUGGCAGAACAUGCAAAGUGAUGAGACGAUAAGGCUGUAGCUACAGAGCACAGGAGUGAACACUGCGAGAGCUGAAAAGUGGGCAUGGAAAAUGGCUUGCACGCUGGAGCAGGUGCAUACAAACAUGAGAACGAUUGUUCUUUUCUAAAUAGGUAGUUUGACAGGUUUGACGGAAGUCCAUUGUCUUUGGCAAACAUGGAACCGCAUCUCACUGUUCGUUGGACAUGCUCUCUUUCUGUCCUCUGC